AUGCUCGCACCGGCGCUGCUGGGGCUGCUGCUGCUGCUGGGCCCCGCGCUGCCGGCCGGGCCCCCGGCCCUGCGGAGCGCUUUGGGUAUCCCUGCUCCCUGCCGGCUGUCCCGGGCUGAGUCAGAGCUCAGGUGCCGUGUCCCAGGGGGGAAGCUGUGCAGUGACAGAGGCAGGUGUGAGUGUGGAGCCUGCAUCUGCCAAGUGACUGAGGCUGGCAAAUACUACGGUCCCCUCUGCGAGUGCCACGACUGGGUGUGCGAGACCUACGACGGGAAAAUCUGCGCAGGCCAUGGAAAGUGUGACUGUGGGAAGUGCAAAUGUGAUGAAGGAUGGUACGGUGAAGCUUGUCAGUAUCCAACUACUUGCAAUCUUACAAGGAAGAAAAGCAAUGAAAUGUGCAAGAAUUCUCAAGAUAUCAUCUGUUCUGGUGCAGGCACAUGUCAGUGUGGCAGGUGCCAAUGCGCUAACUCAGAAGAAAAUGGACUGGUAUAUGGCAAAUUUUGUGAAUGUGAUGACAGAGAAUGCAUUGAUGAUGAAACAGGAGAGAUUUGUACAGGCCAUGGAAAGUGUUACUGUGGAAACUGUUACUGUGAGGCUGGUUGGCAUGGAGAUAAAUGUGAAUUCCAGUGUGACAUCAGCCCCUGGGAGAUCAAGAAGAGAUGCACAUCUCCAGAUGGCAAAAUCUGCAGCAACAGAGGCACAUGUGUAUGUGGGGAAUGUACAUGCCAUGAUGUGGACCCAACUGGUGACUGGGGCGAUAUUCAUGGAGAUACUUGUGAGUGUGAUGAAAGAAACUGCAAAGCAGUGUAUGAUAGAUAUUCUGAUGACUUCUGUUCAGGUCAUGGACAGUGUAAUUGUGGAAGAUGUGACUGUAAAGAAGGAUGGACUGGGAAAAAGUGUGAACAUCCACAUUCGUGUCCAAUGUCAGUUGAAGAAAGUGCUAAGAAAUGUCAAGGAAAUUCCAAUUUACCUUGCUCUGGAAGAGGGAGAUGUGAGUGUGGCCAAUGCACUUGUUUCCCUCCAGGAGACAACAGAGUUCAUGGCAAAAACUGUGAAUGUGAUGAUCGACAGUGUGAAAAUGCAGAUGGCGAUGUCUGUGGGGGCCAUGGUAUCUGCUCAUGUGGCCGAUGCAUUUGCCAGGAUGGGUGGUUUGGAAAGUUGUGCCAGCACUCAAGGAAGUGCAACAUGACGGAGGAGGAGAGCAGAAGUCUCUGCGAGUCGGCGGAUGGCAUAUUGUGCUCCGGGAAGGGCUCCUGCCACUGUGGAAAGUGCAUCUGUUCACCCCAGGAAUGGUACAUUUCGGGUGAUUUCUGUGAAUGCGAUGACAGAGACUGUGACAAACACGAUGGUCUCAUUUGCACAGGUAACGGUGUUUGUAGCUGUGGAAACUGUGAGUGCUGGGAAGGAUGGAAUGGAAAUGCUUGUGAAAUCUGGCUGGGGAGAGAAUACCCGUAAUGGAGGAUGUCAAAGAUUGUGGAGGGUUUUUUUGUUUGUUUUUCCUUAGGCUGCUAGGACAUUUAAUUUCAGAAGUAUCUGGGUGUGGGUAUGCAUGAACGCACACAUACAUGGUUGUAAAUACCUUAGAACACAUUUGAGGAUCUGCUCCUUAAAGAAAUGCAUCAGAAAACUAAGCAAGGGAGCACGACAGCCCAAGCUCUAGAGGGUGAAGUCAUAAAAUACUGGCCCUAUGGAACUUCUCCAGAGAUUUUUUUGUAAAUUCAGUGGAACUGAUAUUAUACCUGUAAUGACUAUUUCUUGGAGCAACCUGAUGCAAAGGUAUAAGAAGACCCCUUUCUUAACAUUAUUUACUUGGUUGUCACGUCUCCUUGUCAGUAUGCAACAAUUCACCUGUAGAAGAGUAGCACUGGUGGAAUAUUGUCAAAUAAUUAGUUUGAUUUGUUUUAUGGUAUUUGAAAAAUACAUUUUUUGACCCUUUUCUUUCCAACAGUCCUGAUUAAAAACCAACUCAUAAAUUGAGAGAAAAUAUUAUAGAUAUAAUAUUAAUGAUUUUUUUAUUUGGUCAGUUGUGUAACUGAGGUCCAAUUACGUGACAGACCCAAAAUGUUUGAAUGGGAACUUUUCCACAGGAGAACUUUUAGUUUCUGUGGUUGAUAUGUCCAAAAGUUGGUUAUCUAAUCUACAUAUUGCAAUACUUUAAAAUACAUAACCUAUAGAAACAUAUGGAGCGAAACUAAUAAAGAUAUAAAAGUAUGAUUGCCUAUUCUGCAUAUAUAUUCUGCAACUCACAUGUACUUUUCUUGUACUGUUCUACAUAUCUACAGCUGCCUCCUACAUGUAAAGCAAAUGAAAUUUUUUUAUAUUAGUAACUUUAAGGAGUUUACUCUUAGAAAUCACUGUUCAGGACAGAUUGCCCUUUCACACAUGGAAUUCACUGAAUUUAACUGCAUUUGUAGAAGUAGGGAACCUGAACAUCAACUGACUUGAAAAAUCAUCUGUGCUAUGCAGUAGCUUGGUCUCAGCCAAAGAUGUUUGGACAAUGUUGACAAAGUAAUUAAAGUUUUAAUACAGUAAAUACAAACAAAGCAGUGGUAUGAACAAAAAUUUUAUUUUUAUUUUCCAAUGGUGAAAUGCUGCUCAGUGUGAAAUUCACAUUGAGUUAUGAACGAUGCACAACUAUUGGGACUUCCCUAACUUAUUUACAUAUGAGUCUCUUAUUUUUUGUACAUGUAGAUUUGGCAGCCCUUGAAUUCUUUAGAGCAAAAAAAAGAAAUAUACAUUUUAGUUUCAAAAGUGUUUACAUUUUGUGAAACCAUGAUUGAGCAAUAAAUUGAUUAAAUGGCUCAAAAAUACUUCUUUUAGAUACCAAACUUUAACAUUGUGGUUUAGGUGCCAAGGUCCUGAUUUUUGAAGACGUGCAUGACUC
Messenger RNA from Melozone crissalis (California towhee), 2884 nucleotides. RefSeq names its product integrin subunit beta like 1 (gene ITGBL1). Gene Ontology annotation, molecular function: integrin binding. Lineage: Eukaryota; Metazoa; Chordata; Aves; Passeriformes; Passerellidae. Gene Ontology annotation, cellular component: cell surface; integrin complex; focal adhesion. Gene Ontology annotation, biological process: cell migration; integrin-mediated signaling pathway; cell adhesion mediated by integrin. The coding region runs from base 1 to 1455 and encodes 484 amino acids. The transcript is spliced from 11 exons. The record is from RefSeq and is a predicted model, not a curated record.